Molecule: messenger RNA, 2615 nt
Organism: Leptidea sinapis
Lineage: Eukaryota; Metazoa; Arthropoda; Insecta; Lepidoptera; Pieridae
Product: homeobox protein aristaless-like
Exons: 5
Coding region: 160-1041 (293 amino acids)
Biological process (GO): regulation of transcription by RNA polymerase II
Molecular function (GO): RNA polymerase II transcription regulatory region sequence-specific DNA binding; DNA-binding transcription factor activity, RNA polymerase II-specific
Source: RefSeq, a predicted model, not a curated record
UAAGCGAUCGCAGUCUCGAGUCGUUAUUCUGAAGCAGUCGAUUGAGCGCGUUGGUGUGUCGUAACUUAUUAGUUGAUUGUGUGCGUAACGUGUCGCGUUGAUUGCGAGUUGCUAAGCUGAAUUGCACCGUGUUGAACAUUUAUAACCUGCUAGUAUCCUAUGCUAGUAAGCUUUAGUGAAAGGACUUUUAAAAUUUUUGAAGAAAACAUUAAAAAUAAUAAAAUGGGUGUAUCUGACCACGCCACACCUGAUGUACAACUCCACGAUCCCGAGCGGCCACGGUCAGGGAACAGCGCUGAUGAUGAGGAUCUGCCUAGGAGGAAGCAGAGGAGAUACAGAACCACCUUCACCAGUUACCAGCUCGAUGAGUUGGAGAAAGCCUUUGGGAGAACGCAUUACCCUGAUGUAUUCACUAGGGAAGAGCUAGCACUGAAAAUUGGCUUGACUGAAGCAAGAAUACAGGUGUGGUUCCAAAACCGGCGGGCAAAGUGGCGUAAGCAAGAGAAGGUCGGGCCACACGCUCAUCCGUACAGCGGGUACAUGAGCGGACAGCCGCUACCCGCUCCCGCUACACUUCCCCCGCCGCCGCAUCCGCUGUCACAACUUGGCUUCAGCUUGAGGAAGCCCUUUGAUAACGCUUUGGCGUCUUUCAGGUACGCCAGCUCUCCAUUAUUCGGUGCACAAUACUUGCCGUCUCUAUCUCGACCGCCGCUGUUCGGGGCCCCGCUAUACGCUACAUCGCCCGCUCACUUCCACUCUCUGUUCGCCAACUUGACCGCACCCGAACCGCUCCGACUAUCCCCUGAACAAUUAUCUGACUCUAGAUUAGAGCAUUUACGUUUCUCGCCCAACAGACCCCGCUCGUCUGAAGAUGCAAGAUCACCAGCUCCUUCUGUCUCCCCCCCUAUUUCCCCGGGAAGUGAAUCUGUUCCAGUUGAUGACGUCACCAGCUCUAGUAUCACAGCGUUACGGUUAGCGGCUAGAGAGCAUGAGAUACGGUUAGAGUUGUUAAGACAGGGUGCUGAUUUGAUUUGUCAAUAAAUAGCUUAGUUACUUAACCAUGGUUUAAUAAUGAUUAUUAUUUUCAACACCGGAAUAUCUGGACUGUUAUUUAUCUCUAUCAAAUUGAUUUGGUUAAUGUUUAGUUAUUUUUAAUGUUAAUUUUAAUUCUGUAGCAAAGGCAUGUAUUUUGUGUCUGUGUAUUUAAGUAAAUGUUUCAAACACUUUUACAGUUUCAGUUUAAAUAUAGAAUCUAAGAAUUUUACUGUGUUUGAGUGUUGUUCUAGAAGUGCCUUAAUCUAGAUAUAUAAGCACAAUCAUAUGAUACUAUCUGAGUUAAAAUAUCUUUACAUCUCAAUAUAUUGUUUUUUUAAUAAAAAAAACCUGUACGAUUACAUUCAUUAAGAGUGGCCGUUAUAUUAAUUACGCAAAAGAGGAGUUUUGUGUUCACAAUUCUACUUUAUUUUUUUAAAUAUUAAUAAUAAGAAACUGUCAGUGAAAAUAUUAUCAAAAAUUAGCCUGACCGAUUUGGUGGAAUUUUUGGUAAAACUACGUUUACGAAAGCCUCGCAUAGUUUAAGCUUUCAAUCAACUGUAUUUAUAAACUUACCAGAAAGGCCAAGCCCGUUUUCACUGAUCUUUGAUGACGCUUUGAUUGAGAGUUAAUUUGCUCUAACAAAUUCGACGGUUUUAGAUGAUUUUAUAAAUAUAGUUAUAAAUAACACUAUCGUUAGUCAUCUGGUAUUUGUGUUUCCUAUUGGGCCUAUCCUAUUGGGAUGGAUAUUUUUAUACAUUUUGUUAUGAACAGUUUCCACACUGCGUCGAUGCCUUCACAAAUAUCAGCGCUGCCGUAUCGAGCUCUUAAUGGUAUUACAUUAUCUACUAGAAGUAUCUCAGUAGGAAUAUCCAAGUAAUAAAUAUUAAAAUAUAAAAUAAAUGCAACCGGUUCACCGAUACCAUCGCGUGGCAAUGUUAGCUUUUGUUGGCGCAACUCAUACCGAUAUAAUUGUCAUCAAAGCUAUAAUAUACCAGUGUCGUGUCGAUAACGUUAUCGUCUGAUUUAAAAACAGCUAUUGCAUAAGAUCAUUUGCUCUAGUGACCACUUAGGCACUAUGUAGUAAAACGCAUUCCAAAAUAAAUGAAAAUAGUAGUAAUUCCAACACUAUUUCACAGCUGUUAUUAUUCAAAUAAUUCCAGUGUUUUUUUGCAAAUAGAGUAGUUAAAGCAAUCACGAACGAAAGAACUUGCCAUCGUUCACCAAGUGUUCUGUGGGAGUGCCCACCAGACUCUUACUCUUCGUAACCCCCAUCGCCUAUCUGGUCAUAAAAACUAUUUGAUAAAUCCAUUUCACCAAUGAGAAAGAUUGCUCAAAAUUAAAUAAUUUUAGUGAAAUCGGGCUUAUAAAUAAAAUGCAAUUAUCGCAAAUAAUUUACGUGGUGAUUUCUACAUAAACGUAGACUAUAUUAUGUAUUUAUAGUUUUAAGUUUUAAAAAACAGAUGUCUGAGUAGAAUUUCCUAUAUACAAAUUUGAUUAAGUUAUCGAAUUACCUUAAUCCGUCCAGUGUUACUGUAAUUACUUUGAUUAUUAUUUAUAAAUAAAAUUGAUUUUGUCAUAGA